AUGGACAGUGGAGAUGAUUUUUUCUUCCACCACUUUAUUGAUUCAUCGGACGAUUCAUCCUCGGAUGACGAAGAUCUUGUGGUGGCUGCACUGGUUGUUCAUGACCACAUUGAACGGCAGCUUCCUCGGUACAGGGGGUCAGUCCCUGACCGUGCUCCCAACUUGGACCGCAACAGAGAGAGAGGCCACGCCCUGCUCUAUGUCGAUUACUUUGCGAACACCCCGCUCUUCAUGCCGGAUAAAUUCCGUCGCCGUUUUCGUAUGGCAAGGCAUCUGUUCAAUCGUAUCCGAGAGGGAGUGGUUGCUCAUGACCCAUACUUCGAGUGCAAGAUGGAUGCCCUUGGCAAGCAUGGAUUCUCCUCUUAUCAGAAAUGCACCGCGGCCAUCCGCAUGCUUGCAUAUGGAAUUCCAGGCGAUCUGGUGGAUGAGUAUGUGCAUAUGAGUGAGUCCACAUGUCUGCUGUCACUGUACAACUUCUGCAAGGCCGUGGUGGCAGUGUUUGGCCCUGAGUACUUGAGGCAGCCAAAUGCCGCUGAUACAGAAAGGUUGUUGGCGACCAACGCAACUAGAGGCUCUGGAGUUGCCCUUAGGGAUUCAUCUCACUGGAUCCUCUGCUCUCCUCCCUCCCGAGCUGUCUCGUCGCCGCCGAGGACAACAACAGUCAACGUCUGUGAGCAGACUGCCCUUGCUAAGUUGCUAGAUCUCUCUCCCCUCUGGAAAUUGUGGAAACUUCAAGUAUUUUGA
Molecule: messenger RNA, 744 nt
Organism: Aegilops tauschii subsp. strangulata
Lineage: Eukaryota; Viridiplantae; Streptophyta; Magnoliopsida; Poales; Poaceae
Source: RefSeq, a predicted model, not a curated record